UGAUGGACAGGAAGGAACACUAUUGACUCAAAAUGAUGAUCGGCAGAUGAUACUCCUGACAGUUCUGACUGCGGGCGCUGGUGUAGUCGGUCAAGCGCAGUGUAAAUGGUGUUGCAGUGCAAAUCAGUGCAAAUCCAGCAAUUUAUCUAGCUGUCGUUUACGUUGACCGUCGUAGCCGUCAGAGUCAGUGGUCGCAGGAAGAUGGGAAAAUGUAUUUGAAACGUACAUCGAAGCUGCUGGAUCUCACAGUGUCGCGUACUACCGCGGAUGUGCAUCUGCGCGAUUUAACGUGCCCGAUAUGUCGCGGCAUUCUGAUCGAACCAGUGACGCUGCCGUGCACACAUAACCUCUGUCUACGCUGCCUGCAGGGUACAUUCGAGCACAACAGCCUGACCUGCCCACUUUGCCGGGUCCGGGUGGGUUCCUGGCUGCGCACCGCCACCAAGUCUGAGACUUUGGUGAACCACGGCCUUUGGCAGCUGAUUAGGUCCAAGUUCCCGAAGGAGGUCGAGAACAAGCACAAUGGCGAGGAGGGGGAUCUCGGCUUGGACGCUGAUUAUGCGGCAAAUAGAAUACUCAGUGCAGCUGGAGAGAUACACCGGGAAUACAAGGCUCAACUUCAAAUGGCCCAGGAAGAGAUGCGUCGUGAGAGGCAAGCUGAACAAAUGGCCAGUGAAGCAUUGAUUCAGAAGAUUCAGGCAGAGGAUCAGCUGCUGUUGGCACAGUUGGCGCAGGAUCAAUUGCUAGCUAAGAGUCUGGCAAAGCAGCAACAGAAGGAAGCUACAAAAUGUUAUAACGAAUGCUUGACCACAUCAGUGCCGAGUUAUGUUUUUAACGAGUCCAAGUUUAACUAUACAGCUAUACGUGUAAAUAAUACCGAAGCACCACGAACCGAAACUGCAUGCUUAGAAGGCAGGCAUAUGGGUCUUCCUGAGUCUGUCAAGGACAACUCAAAAACAAGACAAAUGAAUGCAUUGUUAUCCAAGAUGGGAAUGUAUUCCAAUGUAUGCGGCUCUAAGGAAAUAAACGUGUCCAGCACGCAUAAAAAUCCGCCUACAUAUUGUUGCCAGAAACAAUUACCCGUUUAUAACGCUGUUGCGAAGAAACAUCAAACAGUAUCAAAGUUUACCCAACCUAGCACUUCAAAUUAUUCCACUGAUCCCGGAUGCUCCACGUCCAGGGCUUACGCGAUAGAGACUAAGGAAGAGUUACGAAUACCGAGCGAUGUAGUGAACAACAAGAAGAAGAGUCUCGGGAUAGAGGUGUGCAUGACGCUGACCGACGAUGACGAGAGGAUAGGUAGCGCCGAAAGCUCUGGCAGUCACGAUAGUAUAAAUCAAGAAAUCCAUCAUUUCAAACCGAUUAAGACAGCGCCAAGGACGAAAUUGCAAAUUUCUUCAGAUGGAAAACAGAUUGAUCCGAAGUUGAUUAGGGUGAUCCCUAUUUUAAAGAAAGUAUCUAACGCAGAGCCAACAGCUCCAUCGUUGACACACGUGAAACGUAUUGGAUGCUCUUGGAGCGCCUUCAGAGGUAAAAUAAAACAGGACGUAAAGGAGAAACACGCAGUGCACAAUCUGAAGGAUAAUACGUCGAGGACAUCGAUUGAUCAGAAACCAUCGACGUCAUUCGUUCAUUCCCAAACAAUUUCGAAUAAGUCAAUGACGAAGCCUCAGACAAAUGAUGCUAUCCGUCGACUUGAUUUUAUACCCGAAUCGUCGUUUGAUAGCAAUAAAAAUUAUACGAAGAAUGCAAAUAAAAUAAUUAAUGGUACUAAAGUGAGCAAGAAGUCAGAUGAUGAGGAAUGGGACGCGAGGAAAACACGCAAGUCCUGGAGACCGAUCAUGCAAAAUGGUAUGGUAACGAAAUCUAAUCGGUAUAAAAAUUUGCGGAGCAGCAGGAAAGAAAGCAGACUUACUGUGAAUGUGAUAGACGAAGAGGAGGACGAUCCAACGAGCUCCAAUCCGACAUUUAAUAAAACAAGUUCGCAAGAUGACAAGCGGGAUGACGAUGAUAAUGUAGCCGUCGAAAAUAUAGCCGAACGAAUUAAAAGGAGAAAAGAAAACAUAGACAUAAAGAUGUCGGAGUCAGAAAUGGAAUCUACUGCGUCUAAAAGAAGCAGAAUAGCAACGAAGAAGAAAGCCUUACCUGAGAGGAUAGACGAGAACCAAGUCACGUUCUCGACAUCUCAAGAUAGUACGGAGACCGACGAAAAUUUCACGGGGAGGACGAAACGGCGAAAAAUGAGCAAAAGGAAGUCCACGCGUAACUCAACGAGGACCUCCUCCAUGGCAGGUGAAUCGGACGGUGCGUGUAACAAGAAUAAUAGUAAGUUCAAUUACGACUCGCCGCCGGAGUCUUGCGACGAAAUAGAAUGUGUCUCGGAAAGCGAACGUCCCAUGGACAAGCUCUCGGAUGAGGAAUUGAUCGAGGAACAGCAGCGAAUCGAGCGAAUGCUGUUGCAAGAGCGGGCGGAUUUCGAACUGGCACGUCGUUUGCAGGCCGAGUACGACGAAAUGGAGCAAAUAGCCGGACGUACCCGACGCUCGAGAAGGGCCAUCGAGAGUGAGAGAAGCGUCAACGUGAACGCGCGUGAAAUCAACACGGCGAGGACUGUCCGUAGGACGAGCGGUGCGCGCAAGACGGUAAAACGAAAUUCGGCUGUCAGUACCGCGACUAAGGGAAAACGUGGCAGGCCAAAACGCAUAAAAAUCACGGUUGAUGCACGUGAAGACGAGACUCGCACGCGAUAAUCAUGUCGCGGCGCGUGAGAACCCUCCACAAUUGGAUGUUCCUAUAAGCCAUACGUUUGACGAAAGAAGAUUCGAAAGAAAAGCCGCAACUUUUGUAUAGUGUCUUGUGUAUUUUUUAACAAAUCAUUUGCGUCGUAUCGAAUAUGUACCUGGAUACAUUGCGAGAGUAUGUACGGAAACGGUUUGGAUCUUCAGAUUAUUGUAACAUCGUUUUCGGUGUUCAUACGAUGGAACGUGCCGUUUUUGUUCCUAAUACAUCGAUUGUGUGCGUUUUUUAAAAUAAUGAUGAGAAACGCGGCUUGUGCUCACGUACAGCGUGCCCUGAAACGCCCGGCCUAAAUUUUAACAAAUCUUGACAGGCAGAUUUUUUUCAGUGAGAAGAAUUUUUUAAGAUUAAGGUUGGAGUUUCUUCGGGACACCUCGUAUCUAUAUUUUUAUUAGUCUUUGAAAGAGUAAAAUAUCGCAUUAAUCAAAACGAAGAGUGACAAUAUUUGAGCGAGACGUUGUUACAUUUUUGGAGACUAAAGGUAUCAAGUGCACGUUCUGAUGGCGAGAGAUGUGCUAGAUGGAAACUGUAGUUUUGUACAGUGAUUACACUUAUUUUUUAAGAGAGCUUGUCCAUUUAAAUAGAUUUAAGUGGCUACUCAUUACAGCAAUCCUACAAUAUUAGGUAUACGCAAGUUAAUUAGCUUUUUUGAAAGUUCGAUUAUGUGCUGACAGCUGGUCUUUGGUUCCUUCGCUUUCAGCAGAGCGCUAAAUCAUGUAGUGAUAAUCAUCGCGUGGCGUGUCGCUUGUUAUGCGAUUUCUAGCAGAAACUUUCGACAGAGAAUUGCUUUAUUGCGAAAUAUGUAUAUUUAUAUUUCUAUAUGCCGUUCCCGUGAAAAUUAGUCAAAAUCAAAAGAGGAUUAAUCGAGCUUAUACUUCUUUUUAUGCAUGAAAAUAGAAAGAGACAAAAGUAUCAUUUAAAACUCAAUUAAAACUAACGUUCACGGGAAGGAUCAUCUUAAUAUGUAAAGUUUAUUAUGUCACAUUUAUACACCGGUACUAUCGGUAAGACAAAUUAUAAUGAAUAAUCGUGUAUAUUGCGUUGAAAGAAAGAUUACUGAGCCGAUAUUCAAGAGCGUCUUAUUAUUUAAUAAGAGUGUCUUAAGUCUUAAGAUGUUACAAGCCAAGCAUGAGGCAUAUUAGCACCUUAAGACGAUAUUACUUAAGAUGAUCUUAAAAUAAAAACAAAUUGGGAAUAUACCGGUCUAUAUUCUCUAAAACUUUUAGAGUGAAUUUCACUCUGAAGAGAAAUCUCACUCUUAAAGAAUUUGAGCCACGCUUUUUCAAGCUCAAUUUUCACUCUUUAGAGUGAGAUUUCAUUUCAAAGAAUUUAGAGAAUAUGUUUGAUAAGAUCCACUUGAUUAUCGGUAAUCGUCUAUCAGCCUCGACGGCCUUGAUUAUCAUACUGCAAUCGAAUUAAUUGUUAUAAAUUAAACGUUAUAUUAAGAGAAGAUUUAUACACUUUGCGUGAUCAUGUGGCGGACUUAACUCGAUGGGCGUAGAAGCUAAUUGUCAAGAAACAUACUUUGUGAGCUAUAGUUUUUUCGCAGUUUACAGCUCCAUUUUUGGUAAGCUCGAAUUCUCUCUCGCCUUUAUAGACACUGAUACACAUUCAUAUUUUGCACGUAUUUCUUUAAACAAAUUUUUUAUGGGAAUAAGUUCGCGUCCACGUCUUUCGCACUCCUAUCACUUGUGAUACAGUAUUUUAUUCAAAAUUCGUCCUUAGGUCUUUAUUAUAUAGUGGUUAUUACUAUAGUAUUUUAUGUAAAAAGCUGUCGCAGAUGCGCUCACAUUUUAUAAUAAUUAAUAAUGAGUACUUCCAAUGGAUGAAUCAUAAAACCUGUUCUCUCUAAUUAAACUUCUUGUCGAUUUGUCGUUUCUCUUUUCUUUUCGUAUUGGAGAGAAAAAUAGAAAAGAUGAAUGUGCAAGAAGUUUAGCUAGAAAGAGAAACAGAUCUAUAAUUUAAUGCAUUCUGGGGGCUAGCGCAAUUUUUUUCUCGUCAAUAUUUAUAUUUAGGGAUAAUAUUGACUUUAUUAAAAAAAAACUCUCUGUUGAAAUAAUCUGUUCACUACAUCAUGUUGUAAGCGACAAAAUCAUUAUUCUUACGGUAAAUUAAAACGAAAAUACUCUUGGUGCAACGCAGCUAUUAUCCCCUCCCUUAGUGUCGCGACAGAAGAGAAAGAUUCUUUGCCAAACGUUUUAAAUCCAGAAGGUUUUUUUUUAAUGUCCAUAUUAAGUAGAAGGUAUUCAUAUAGAAGCAUGGAAAGGAUAAAUGAAAAAGGGGAGACAUUCGGAUACCUAUGUCGGAAACAAUUUUAAUGAGCUGGGUAUUUUUUCUGCUAGAGCAUCUAGAAAAAAAUAAAAGAGUCGAUCUUUCAUUCCGAGCUAUUCUAUGACAAAUCUGAAAUUUUUUAAAUUCAAAGAGGCUUCCGAAAGUUUCCUCGUUAGUGCGGGAUAAACGGGAGCUAACAAAAGGUACGAAACGAUUGUGGUGAAAAGAAGGAUGUUUUUAUUAUUCCUGCUACUAACCUUCCAUACUUUUUUCUAUUCUGAUUUUAUUUAAACGCAACGUAUAUAUUUGCCAUUAAAAUAAUGCACGAAAUGUUUGUUGUCUUCUGCAUGCCGCAGGAAUAGUCUUUCAACUGUCUUGUUUUCUCUUUAUGUGAAUUUUAAAUAUGAGAAUAUAUAUACGGCACUCGUGUAUCGUGAAUACGUUUGAUAAAUAAUUUGUGUAAUAAGUAAUCGCGAGGAGAUAAAAUAAAAUCGGUUAAUAUCGUUAGAGAAUCGCACGACUACAUUAUAUGAAAUAAUCUAACAACAAUAUAUAGUGUAAAAAAAGCGCAUGGAAUUUAUGAAAUAAAUCAUAGAGAAUGUAUAGAAAAGAUAUUUAGUUAUAGAGCGACAGAAUAAUGUCAACUAUUACGUAUUGAUAACAAAUAAGUAGGGCAUCGAGAAAGAGAAAAAGAGAUUAAAGCGAGCGUAAUCUAUAAUUCCGAAUAAACAAACGGAAACACUCAUUAUGAAUUUUUAGGGAGAGUCAUUUUUAUAUUAUGUCAUAUGGUUUUGCGCAAUAGAAGAUGUAGCAAGAGUAACGGAAGCCUUCGAGAAAUAAUGGGCCGUUUUUCUCUUGAUACGUUUUAUAUGUGAAAACGAAUAAAUGACUGUAACUAUUCUAAGAGUA
Messenger RNA from Acromyrmex echinatior (Panamanian leafcutter ant), 5976 nucleotides. RefSeq names its product E3 ubiquitin-protein ligase. Gene Ontology annotation, cellular component: nucleus; site of double-strand break. The record is from RefSeq and is a predicted model, not a curated record. Lineage: Eukaryota; Metazoa; Arthropoda; Insecta; Hymenoptera; Formicidae. Gene Ontology annotation, biological process: double-strand break repair. Gene Ontology annotation, molecular function: nucleosome binding; ubiquitin-protein transferase activity; metal ion binding.